Temnothorax curvispinosus is the source of this 1205-nucleotide messenger RNA. Its product is annotated as venom carboxylesterase-6-like. The transcript has 2 exons. NCBI's taxonomy places the organism in Eukaryota, Metazoa, Arthropoda, Insecta, Hymenoptera, Formicidae. The coding region runs from base 691 to 936 and encodes 81 amino acids. The record is from RefSeq and is a predicted model, not a curated record.
UUUAGUAUGAAUUUUCUGUUGCCACACUUUUUGGCAGCGACAGUUUUAAAUGGACUUUUCUAUUGCCACUCACUUUGGCAGCGACUGGAUAGGUAUUCAAGGAAAUGGUUAAGUGUUAAUUUCUAGGCAAAAUAUAUUUCAGAAUUUUAAAGGUAUAUUACCUUUAUUUCGAGAGAUUUCCUUAUUACAACUGUUAAAUUGAAAUUAGAUUUUGAAUAAAACAAAAGUUUGAAAAUUAAAUAUCGUUAAUGAAACUAAACCGAAGUUGAGCGAUAAAGAGAGAUAAGGUUUGAAAAACCUUAAGCUUAAAAAGAUCACCGUGACAUUUUUUCACGCCUAUUUAUACUCAAGUAGAGAGAACCCCACGCGUGUGCUUCUCUACUUAGUGGAGGUAGAAGGUCUUGUCUCUGUAAUUCUAUGCCUGUAAGGCCCGCGGCUUGGCAACAGCGUCGUCUGGUACCAUCAGAAAUUGGAUAAAUAAUCAAUAUAUUGCUCUACUGAUAAUUACAUUCCUGGCUACUGAAAGAUUCUAAAUUUAAAUUUUGUCCGCUCGUAACAAUAUUCCAAAGAGUUUUAAUUAAAAAUUUACACACUUAAUUCGUUUUACUAGGAGUCUCUCAUGGCGACGACGUAUUCUACGUAUUAAAUACUCCCUGGGUAAACCCAACAACAACGCAAAAGGAUCGCGAUAUGCAGAAACAAUUAAUUGACUUUUGGGUAUUGUUUGCUACGGAAGGAAUUCCAAAAGUAGCCAAUGUGGAAUGGCCAAGAUUAGAUUCUUUAAGAAAAGAACUUCAUUAUUUACAUAUAGCUAGUCCUGAUCAAAUUAACAUGGACAGCAAUGCUAAUCUUGGAGAGAAAGAAUUCUGGAAUUCGAUUAAUUUCAAUGAGAAUAUAUUGAAGCACAAAACUGGAAUUAAUAAAGAAGAGCUUUAAAUAGUAUUAAAACAAAAUAUCAACGUUUUUUUUUAAACUAGAGAGAUUUAACUUAGGAUAAGACUUAAAUUUAAUAUUUGCUCAGUUUUAUACAUUAUAUCAAAUUGAAAUUGUUUAUUAUUUUCGACAACAAUUAACAACCAAUGUAAUGAAACAAAUUUAUAACGUUUCGACCCUUAGGAUUGGGUCUUUAAGUAAUCUGAUAACAAACAAUUCGAAUAACAAUGAUUUGGUCAACGUGAUAAAAUAAAUUGUCAAAGAUAUAAAAA